UCCGGCCCCGCCCCCGGCCCCGACGCGGGCGGAGUACAUGGCGUCCCCGGAGCCCCCGGCGGCGUCGCCCGGGCCCGCGCUGGCAGUCCCCGGCGGGGCGCUGCUGCUGCUCGCGCUGCUCGGGCCCGCGGCGCUGCUGGGCUGGCGCCGGCGCCGACUGCGCUCCUCACGGGGCCUGCCCCCGGGCCCGGCGCCCUGGCCGCUGCUCGGCAACUUCGGCCCCGCGCUGCUGCGGCGCCGCCCGAGGCCCGGGACGCGGGGGGCCGGCGGGGCCCCGCACCUGCUGCUGGCCGAGCUGGCGCGCGCCUACGGGCCCGUGUGCCGCUUCUCGCUCGGGCCGCACCUGGUGGUGGUGCUCAGCGACUUCGCCAGCGUGCGCCAGGCGCUCGGGAGGCAGGCCGGCGCCUUCAGUGACCGGCCGCGGGUGCCGCUCGUGGCGCUGCUGACGCGCCAGAAGGGGAUCGUGUUUGCCCGCUAUGGCCCCGUCUGGAGGCAGCAGAGGAAGUUCUCCCACGCUGCCCUGCGCCACUUCGGGCUGGGCCAGCUGAGCCUGGAGCCCCGCAUCCUGGAGGAGCUGGACCAGGUGCGGGCGGCCGUCCGGGAGCUGGGGCCCCGGCCCUUCAGCCCCUCUGGCCUGCUCAGCCGGGCAGUGUCCAACGUCAUCUGCUCACUGUGCUUCGGCCGGCGCUUCGACGCCACCCACCACGAGUUCGAGGCCAUGCUGGGGCUGAUGGCGCGGGCGCUGGAGCUGUGUCUGGACGCCCGGGUGCAGCUGGUCAACAUCUGCCCCUGGCUGUACCACCUGCCGCUCGGACCCUGCUGGGAGCUGCGGAACAUCCGGGAUGCCAUCACCGCCUUCCUGGGCCGCAUCAUCCAAGACCACCGCCGGGCACUGGACCCACACAGGCCCCGCGACUUCGUGGACAUGUACCUGGUACACAUGGAGGAGGAGUGCCAGGAGCACGGCAGCGGCCCCAGCGAGGAGGACCUGCUAUACACCGUCGGGGACCUGUUCUUUGCCGGCACCGACACCACGGCCAACUCGCUGCUCUGGUGUCUGCUCUACAUGGCGCUUUACCCCCACCAGCAAGCCAGGGUGCAUGAGGAGAUCGACAGGGUGCUGGGCCCAGAGCGGGUGCCCUCGUUGACCGACAAGGCCCAUAUGCCCUUCACGGAGGCCACCAUCAUGGAGGUGCAGCGGCUCACGGCUGUGGUGCCCCUGGCCAUCCCGCACAUGACCUCAGAGGACACAGUGCUGCAGGGGUACACCAUUCCGAAAGGCACCAUCGUCCUGCCCAAUCUGUGGGCAGUGCACAGAGACCCUGACAUCUGGGAGAAGCCCAACGACUUCCAUCCUGAUCGAUUUUUGGACGAGCAAGGACAGCUUGUCAAGAAAGAAGCCUUUAUUCCUUUUGGGAUAGGCAAGCGGGUGUGUAUGGGCGAGCAGCUGGCCAAGAUGGAGCUGUUCCUGCUGUUCGUGGGCCUCCUGCAGAGCUUCCGCUUCUCCCUCCCCUGCGGCUCCCCGCAGCCGGACCUGAUGGGCAAGUAUGGGCUCACCUUGGCCCCGCAGCCCUUUGAGGUGGUUGCCUCAGAGAGGGGAGCCGCUCAGCAGGGUGUGAAGACAGGCCCCCCUGAGAGCACCUUGGGGUGAGGUGCACUGCCUGUGUCACCCAGCCGGCCAGGAUCUGACCAGGACACGUGUGGGGCCGGGCCCCUCAGACAGGGUCCUUCUCUGGCCACCACCCUUGUCCUUUCUGAGGGAGCAGCGCAAAGAGCCACCUGUCCACUUAGGAGUGGGGUCAGAAGGACCUUCUGUGCAGAGGGACAUGGGUCUGCCAGGGCCCGGACCCCACAUUGCUGGAUGUAGCGGGGAGCACCCUCUGGCAUGCAGAGGGGUACACGAAUCCUCCUCCUGGCUGUCCUGGGCUUCUCAGGGUUCUGGCCUGAACCCUCCAGAAUGAGCCAAGAUUUUGAAUUCUCACCCCACGAUUGUUCAGGGUCAGCCUGGCGCUGGGCAACCCCUGCCUGUCCUCCCCUUGGCAGGCCCCUGGGUCCCUUCCUGGAACACACUUCGUGACAGGAGAGUCACCUAAGAGACCCGCUGCCCUCCUUGAAGACAACCCCUCAGAACAGCCCCUUCAGGGGCGACUAGAAAUGGGGGCACAGGGGAUGUGUUCUCUGUGCCAAUGGUGGGUGCUCCCGUGAGGCCCGGACAGCUUGCGCGUCUGAGCAAAACCCUCAGUCAAGAGCUGAGAUCCCACCUCUCUGCCAAGCCUUUCUGGGGCUUUCUGGGGGGGUCUCUCUCCCCUCAGCCCCAGAGCAGUUUCUCCUUCUGCACUUUUCCCAGAAAGGAAACUGCCAGUAGGCCUGUUGGCUCCCUGAAGAUCUUUGUUAAUGAACCAAAGAAAAAGGAACAUGGCAGAUACUCCAUGUAUCCAUGUAGGGGGGUGAAUGAGAGGCUGUGGAUCGCAGAUUCGGUGACAACUGUAUGCUCAUGUGAAGUGAACAAGAAAUGGUUCACGUCCCGGGACUUUCUUUACGUUCAGUGUGGAGCCAGUGCCUCACUGGUUGAUUUCAGCAGCCCCAGGUCUCUUCAUUCAGACAGACAGGCUGGUGGCUGUGGAGGAGGAGCCACCACAGAGCCAGAGCUUCUCUGGGCACUGUAGCACUUCCUGUGUGGUGCUGGGACUUGAAACUGGGCCACAGGUGGCACGGCACGUGCCCAGUCUGGUGAGAUCGCGCCCUCUCUCUCUCUGGCCUUGAAUUUCCCUGGGAUGUCUGUGUUGAGUCCUGCAGUUCUCUUCUGGAUUCAGCCCUACAUUUUCGGCAUUUCCUGAUCAGCUUAUUUGACAAAACCUCUCCUGUGAGAGGAUUUUUGGGAUCCUGUGGUGUCUGUGACUUUGCACUUUCUUGUCUUAACCUGAAGCACCUUCCAAGCGCCUCUUCAGGGCAGGCCUCCCUUCACGGGGCUGGUAGCACUCUUUCUGCACAUGCAGACGCUGAGCCAUUUCACAGCCUACAAUGGGCAAGGAUUGCAAAUUUACUGAGACGCGAUGAUAAUAGCACUUUGUUUUCUGAAUCUGCCUCACAGGUAAUGUUUGGUCCUGGGCCCUGACGUAAGUCCGCGUGUUCUUAUUAAAGGUUUUGUUUUAACA
Erinaceus europaeus (western European hedgehog) is the source of this 3155-nucleotide messenger RNA. Its product is annotated as cytochrome P450 2U1. Gene Ontology annotation, molecular function: heme binding; oxidoreductase activity, acting on paired donors, with incorporation or reduction of molecular oxygen, reduced flavin or flavoprotein as one donor, and incorporation of one atom of oxygen; iron ion binding. The record is from RefSeq and is a predicted model, not a curated record. Gene Ontology annotation, biological process: xenobiotic metabolic process. The transcript has 5 exons. Bases 38 to 1651 code for a protein of 537 amino acids. Gene Ontology annotation, cellular component: cytoplasm; intracellular membrane-bounded organelle. NCBI's taxonomy places the organism in Eukaryota, Metazoa, Chordata, Mammalia, Eulipotyphla, Erinaceidae.